Symbiodinium sp. CCMP2456 is the source of this 184-nucleotide messenger RNA. The record is from the annotation of a GenBank genome assembly. NCBI's taxonomy places the organism in Eukaryota, Dinophyceae, Suessiales, Symbiodiniaceae.
GUUGCUUUGCCCUGGCUCCCCUUCUUUUCCAACUGCGAGGGGUUCGACUCCUACAUCACUCUGUGGGAUCUCUUCGAGUCACCCGGGGACCAGGUUCGUGACGGCUGCGACCUCUACACGGCUGCAGAGGUGGAGAUUGUGCAGCCCCUUAUCAUCAACUUCGACACCUUGCAGGAAUCCUGGG